CUUUGACGGCUCCUUCGGGCAAAAACCGAUGAGAAAGUAUAAAAUGAAUUAAAACUUCGGCAGGUUUCUAUUUGUGCUUUUUUCCCCACUUUUUUUUUGCUAUAUCCAAUUAAGUUUGCCCUGUGAACUAGAAGCCUCAUCUACAGUGAUCGUCUCAUAGUCAACAUUGUAAAUAGAAGCCUUACACUACAAUAAUCGAAAUCCUUCAAGCGCCAAUUUCAAGCAGUUGUAUUUCAGGGCAAAAAAAAGCAAAAUCAAAAAAAUAAAAGACCGGUCAUAGAUACCAACAAAAUAUUGUUUAUGACGACUGAAGACAUUCCAAAAGAAGAAACAAGAGUAGACGGUGUUGAUAAAUCUGUACGUGUUCCUUUCGAUACCUCAUCAGCAAAAACAGGGUCAACGUAUCGACUAUACAAUCUACUGCCUGUCAAUAAUAGUACAAAUGGCCCCAAUCCGCAGUAUGUAAUUUGUGAGGCUUAUCAUGAUAUGCAACAAUAUGAUCAUUAUCGAGAAGUUUAUCAUUAUAAUAAAACAAUACCACCGUUAGUUGAAUAUAUGCCCCAAGAAGAGAUAGUUGUGAAACAAAGAAAAAAGAGUAGUAUAAAAGAAGACCAAAAUGAUGCUACUCGAGACGAACCGAAAGAAAAGCUCAAUGACAAUGACGAUAAUAACGAUGAGGGUGGCAUCGAUUCAUAUCUAACUUUUGAUGAUACAGAUGAUAUGGAUUUUGAUGAAAUGACGAAAAAACUGGAGAAAACUGCAGACGGAUUGGCAAACAAUGAUACUACUAUUGCAUCCACUACAUUUCUACCAUCUGCAGUAGUAUCGAACAAAAAGGAAAGCGAGAGUGUUGAUACAAAGGUACAUCACUUGAAAAUCGGUAAGAAGGCUGGAAUGAUAUUGGUUCAUACGGACAAAGCUGAGAGUGGAGGAGAAGCAUCAGUUAAGAAUAGGGGGAAAAUAGAAAAUGAUAAAGCUGACAAUAAACAGACAGAGCCUACGACCGUUGUCAAUACAGAAAUAGAUACUGGCCAAAGGAACAGUAACGACAGCCUUCGAGGGGAAGAUGACGACGACAAAGUAUCUGCUCGUGAUCAAAAGUCCACUGCAAAGAGUGAAGCAGAAAUGGCUAUAAGAGAACCCAUUGUGGCUAUUGCAGAGACUAGUAUGUUUUCGAGAAGCGGGCGAAGAAUUCGCAAGCCAGUUCUUCUAACCUCCCCGUCCUCUCCCCCGCAGUUACCUCCUGGGCCAAAAUCCGCAAAGCGAAAAGCAGCACUGAAGGAAAGAUUAAGAAAACAAAAGCGGAAGCUCGAAGAACAGAUCAAGCUCAAGAAAGAAGCGAAACUUCGUGAAAAGCCACAUGUUCGUACGCCAUCAAUGACAGCCAGAUUUCCACCAUUACCACCAUUACCACCACCACAACACCAACCACAACACCAACCACAACAAUGGCCAACCUAUCCACAACCAUCCUAUCCUCCUUUACAGCAUACAUCUUUUGGACCGUCCACCAUGGUUCCGCAACAACCACCAUCCUAUAGGAAGAGUUCGUACUAUGGUCAAAUGAUGGGGCCUCCACCCGUGGGUAUGUAUCAUACGAUGUCGCAAGCACCACCGCCUUCUACAUCCUAUCUUCAUCCUUAUCCUUCUCCCGUACCCUCUGCCCCACUACCAAUGCCAAUGCCCGUCCCGUAUGGUAAUGUAUCUUACUCUGCUUCUUCCCAACCACCACGUACGCCAUCCAUGUCCUCCUCCUCCUCCUCAUCGAUAUUACCAGGUCAUAUCAGUCAUGGCCCUAUUCAACAACACCACAUACCACCCUAUUACCCUGCCAGUCACCCUACCAGCAACAUGCCGCCUGCUAAGAAGAUGUGUAGGGAUAACAAUGAUCAUCUCUAUCCAAUAGCUGUCUCUUCACUGGCGAUGAAUCAUGUCGAACAGCAUUCUGUGCAUAUACCACCCUCACCCACGGUUUCGUCGAAAGCAUCCACGUCUAGUGGAAUUGAAGUAACGCAGGCCAAGAUGUAUCCAGAACAAAAGAUAGUACAACCUAGGGACAAUGAUAGAAAUAUAACAGUAGCUCGGAACGAUAAAGAAUACUCAGCACGACAGCAGCAACACGGUGAUCCUCGAAAUGUAUAUUCAGGACCCCAUUAUCAACCCGAAAAAUACAGUAUAAAGCCAGUUCUGCAAUUUCGCGACGCCUUUUUCAAGCUAGAACAUGGCGACGAUGACGAGGACGAUGACGAGGACGAUGACGUCGAUGAUGAAGAUGAAGAUGAUGAAAGUGAGGAAGUAGAGGGUGGAACGAAUGCUGCACGGAGAGGGCUCUCUCGUUACUUUAUCCCAAAUAUUCAUCGCUAUUUCCAAGCAGCUUUGGAAGAUGGAAGUUACUUUGAAUCCUAUGAUCAAUAUAAUGCAAGCGAUCUUAUCAAUUUCAGACAUGCAUAUCAGCCACAGCAGCGUACACGCGGACAAUGCCAACGUGAGUUUACUAUUGUUAUGAAGCAAGACAUAGGAAAUAAAAAACUCAUUCCCUAUAUUUUUUUUUUACUUCUAGUCAACGGUGUCUUGUCGGAAAGAAGCCCUAAUGCAAACAUAAACGAGCAAAAGAAGAGUCGACAGGGCGAGAAAGUGAUCAUUGACAUAGAAGAGGAUCCGUCGCCGCCCUUCUUGAACGUAAAUUCAGCAACUGCGCCAGCAUCAAGGACUCAGAACAGCCUACAUCAUCAAGAGGAGAUAAUCUUCAUAGAAGAUAACGUUAUGGAACAAAGGAGUGAGAAUGACGACAUUGGAUAUGGGCGUGCUGGAAGACAAGGCCAAAAGAAGCAGCCCACUUUAAACGUGACUCUAAAGAGAAAACAGGGAGCACGAGGAGGGACGGCAAAACGAGGGAGAGGGAGACCGAGGAAAUACCCAUCCAUGAACGCUGUCAGUUACUAUGAUAAUGCUACUACUGCCACUGCCAUGGGGCUUAUGAAACCCACUUUUACUUGCGCGCAAAACGAGAGGAUAGCAUCAGCAGAAGACGAUGUGAACAAGGAAAAUUGGAGAGAAGCAAACAAGCCAGAAAGGCAAAGAGGUCAACAACUCACAGCUAAAGUAAUACCUCAUGAUGGUGAAACGACUGGCGAGAAAGAGGAGGAGGAUGGUGAUGAUGGUGAUGAUAUGUUAACAGAGGAUGAAUUAGAAAGAGCGGAUGCAUUAAGAUACAUGCAUACGGCUCACCAUUUGAAUGAUACUAAUGCAUUUCAUUAUAGCCGUGCACAAGAAGCCACCAUCACCUCUACAAGUAAAGGAAAGGAGCGGGAACAUGCGACAACGACAAUGAUGACGGGUAGAGGAGGAUCCGAAAGCCCCAGUUGGUCGAGAGCAGGAUCUGUUGAAACAUUUGAUGAAACAUAUGAACUCAUCUCUGAUGAUGAUGAAGAUUCAGAAUCACCCUUUCUAAAGUACAGUAAUAACAAACAGAGUGGCCCUUCCACCACCACCGUCUCUGCAUUCAUUCAACAGCGAAAGCGUUUUUCCAUGUGGGGACAAAAGCGACCUCCUUCUGUGCUACUGACUGAGGGGGCUACGGGCGAAUAUAAAGAGGGUGACGUUGGAAAUACUCUUCAGGACAAAAUACAAAGAAGAGAAGACCGAGAAGAUAGCCAAAACACUGUGCAGUCGUAUUCACAUGAACAGAUAUCGAUCGCUGGAAGGGGUGAAGAAUGCCAACUGACCUACGAGCACCCAGGAAAGUUAAGUAGAAGUAGGAAUAGUAGCGUUACCUCACUUCCAUCGACUACGACUGCAGACACAGAUCGAUCGUCAUUGACGACACAGUCGAAACGAAGGAAGAAAAAACCAGGACUGAACUAUGUGCUACCUUCGGAUGAUUUGAUCUGUAUGGUCUGUCAGCAGCAUGAUAUGCCUCAGAGUACGUGGGAUGCUUAUCGUUUCCCUGAUGACUAUCUGCAAAAAUUGGAAGAAACGAAAGAGACGAGAAGACCCGGCUUUACAGGAAGAGGAACCAGUUGGGAUCCUAGAGUGUACAUUCAAUGUGAGCAAUGUAGUAUCAAGGUACAUUGCGGCUGUGUGCAGCCACCCGUGAAAGGCUAUCCUGUAAAAUACCGCGCCUUCUUAUGCACUGUUUGCGAUGAGAAAGAAAAAAGCGGAAAACAGAUCCCCAUUAUACCAGCUGGUGGCAAAGUGUCAAGACAGAACAUCACCAAAACUUCGAGAAGAUCUGGAGCACACCCUGUUAGCUAUAAGAUGUGAGAAAUGAAUACCCCUCUCCCCUCCUUUACAUGCUUGCCCUUAGCGCAUCAGUAAAGUACUUGUUGUUUACAAUGUAAAAUAAACUUGCAAAAAGGCCGAUGCUAUCUGAAUAGAAGGAUGACCUUUGUGUUUCAACCCAUUCUGUAAGGAACUGGAAGAAGGCUGAGGAUGAAUGAAACUCGUAUCAUUCUACUAACAAACAGUUAUAUCAUGUUACACGUAAACCAAGCUCUUCCAGCACAUUCCUUUUACCUAUUUUUCUUGUUUUUGUUUCUUUUUUUUUUUUUUUUUGCUUUUCUCUUUUUCUU
This is a messenger RNA of Mycotypha africana, 4571 nucleotides long. RefSeq lists its product as uncharacterized. Gene Ontology annotation, biological process: regulation of DNA-templated transcription. The record is from RefSeq and is a predicted model, not a curated record. The coding region runs from base 301 to 4263 and encodes 1320 amino acids. The transcript has 3 exons. Lineage: Eukaryota; Fungi; Mucoromycota; Mucoromycetes; Mucorales; Mycotyphaceae.